AUGGUGUUCCGAGCCGUCGCUCCAAUCAAGAAAGGGCAGGAAGUCCUUGAUCGCUACAGCACUCCUCUUGCGGACCGGUUCCAAUGGACCUUGCACACUUUGGCGGCUCAUGAGAUGCGCGAUGCUACCUAUGAGGCUACGCUGCGCUUGUUGCAGGCACUGCCGACAGUGGUCUUGGAAUCACCAACCUCGCAGAACACCGUGGCUUUUGUCAACGGCACAUCCCCCUCCAUCGACAGCGCCAGCUCCGAACUGGCUUUGUCCAAGUCCCGCAAGAUCAUGCUGCAGAGUCUGCGACGCAUGGAGAGCAAGGAACCGGGGAGCGGCCGCUUGACCGCAGACUUCCACGAGGGCAGGAAAUUCGUGCAGCAGACCACAGAACAUGUCGAGUUGGCCAGGAGCUCAAAGAUUCUUACUUUGCAGCUGCCGCUGAGACACGACAGGGCCGACUCAAAGAGCUGCCCCUUGCUCCACCGGAGGCGGAACAAGACAGCCCAGGUGCGUUGUCUCAACCUCCUUUGCCCGUUGAGCUUUCACUUCGAGGGUCGGAGCUCCUGCUUGGAGCUUCGCGCAGAGCUGGCACGACGUGUCUCUUUAGCAAGGCCCUUCCACUUCGGCGAGGUGAAGCUAUGGGCAGAGCUUUUCGAACGAUUCAAGAAGAUGGAGGAGGCCGGGGCGACCUUCAGCGCCGAGGAGACCACCUUGCGAGCAGAGGUAGAUCGCGAGCUGGCGCGCUGUGCCGAAUUUUGGCAGGGUGUCGGUACUCUUCCAGCAAGUGGGAGUGAAGGACAACAGCUGAAAGAGAUCCUCGGCGACAGCUUACAGGACUAG
Messenger RNA from Symbiodinium sp. CCMP2456, 831 nucleotides. Lineage: Eukaryota; Dinophyceae; Suessiales; Symbiodiniaceae. The record is from the annotation of a GenBank genome assembly.